Molecule: messenger RNA, 1202 nt
Organism: Camelina sativa (false flax)
Lineage: Eukaryota; Viridiplantae; Streptophyta; Magnoliopsida; Brassicales; Brassicaceae
Product: cytosolic sulfotransferase 5-like
Molecular function (GO): sulfotransferase activity
Source: RefSeq, a predicted model, not a curated record
AACACGUUUGUAAUGGAUGAGCAAAAGAUUUCGGUGAACUUGAGAAAUGAAGAGUUAAACGAAGAAAUAAAGACUCUCAUCUCUUCACUUCCUUCAGACAAAGAUUCCAGUGGAAAAGAUGUUUCUAAGUACCAAGGAUGUUGGUAUACUCACCAUGCUCUACAAGCUGUCCUCAGUUUCCAAAAAAACUUCAAGCCUCAAGACACCGAUGUCAUCGUUGCUUCGUUCCCUAAAUGUGGUACGACUUGGCUCAAAGCACUUACAUUCGCACUCCUUCAUAGAUCAAAAUACUCUUCUCUUCAUGAUCAUCAUCAUCAUCCUCUUCUUUCUGAUAACCCGCACGUUCUUGUACCCUAUCUUGAGAUGAAUCUCUAUUACUAUAGCGAAAAACCGGACCUAACCAAGUACUCAUCGUCUCCAAGGCUGUUUUCGACACACAUGCCGUUACAUGCGCUGCAAGAAGGUCUCAAAGAUUCCACUUGUAAAAUUGUGUAUAUGUGCAGGAACGUGAAAGACACUUUGGUUUCAUAUUGGCACUUCUUUUGUAAGAAACAAAUUAACGAUGAAGUAAUAAGUAGUUUCGAGGAUACGUUUGAGUCUUUUUGUAGGGGAGUCAGCCUUUUUGGACCUUUUUGGGAUCAAGUCUUAAGCUACUGGAGAGGAAGCUUAGAAGAUCCCAAUCAUGUGCUUUUUAUGAAGUAUGAGGAGAUGAAAGCAGAACCUCGUGAGCAGAUCAAGAGACUUGCUGAUUUCUUAGGUUGUCCUUUUACUAAGGAAGAAGAAGAGAGUGGAUCGAUGGAUGAGAUUAUAGACCUUUGCUCUCUACGUAAUCUGAGCAGUUUGGAGAUCAACAAGACCGGAAAAUUAUACAAUGGUAGAGAUAACAAAACAUUUUUCCGUAAAGGAGAAGUCGGUGAUUGGAAGAAUUACUUGACUCCUGGCAUGGAGAACAAAAUAGACAUGAUCAUUCAAGAGAAACUUCAAAAUUCUGGUUUGAUAUUGUGAGUAUGUUCUUUUCUCCCAUGCAUAUUGUAAUAAAUACUACAUUAUGUUGUUGUUUAUGUUCCUUUGAUGUAAAUGACUCUAUAACGGAGAUAACACUUCGUAAUGUUGUUGUUAUGUUUUUCUUUAUGCUUUCGAUCUUACUUUUUAUUUUGCAUAUUGGCUAUUGCCUAAUGUAAUGUAUCUCAUCUUUACCGAUA